Molecule: messenger RNA, 1245 nt
Organism: Hipposideros armiger (great roundleaf bat)
Lineage: Eukaryota; Metazoa; Chordata; Mammalia; Chiroptera; Hipposideridae
Gene: SPOCK1
Product: SPARC (osteonectin), cwcv and kazal like domains proteoglycan 1
Exons: 9
Coding region: 180-1211 (343 amino acids)
Biological process (GO): anatomical structure development
Molecular function (GO): extracellular matrix binding; protein binding; calcium ion binding
Source: RefSeq, a predicted model, not a curated record
CCGCGCCCGAGCUAGCCAGAGAGCGAGCGGAGCCAGAGCGCUGCGGACCCACAAAGCGGCCGGACGCGCGGCGGCGGGCGGCAGGAGCGCAGGGGAGAGAGCGGCCCUUCAGCCUUCCCCGCGACCGCGCCACAGGAGCUCGAGCAACUCGGACGCGGGGACCGGGGCCGGCCCCCAAGAUGCCAGCGAUCGCGGUGCUCGCGGCGGCCGCCGCGGCGUGGUGCUUCCUCCAGGUGGAGAGCCGACACCUGGAUGCGCUCGCCGGAGGCGCGGGCCCCAACAAUGACCAGUGGCUGAGCACCGUCUCCCAGUACGACCGGGACAAGUACUGGAACCGCUUUCGAGACGAAGUUGAGGAUGAUUAUUUCAGAAACUGGAACCCCAACAAGCCCUUUGACCAAGCCCUGGACCCGUCCAAAGACCCCUGCCUGAAGGUGAAGUGCAGCCCUCACAAGGUGUGCGUGACCCAGGACUACCAGACCGCUCUGUGUGUCAGCCGCAAGCACCUGCUCCCCAGGCAAAAGAAGGGGAACGUGGCCCACAAACCCUGGGUUGGACCUUCGAAUCUGGUCAAGUGCAAGCCCUGUCCCAUGGCACACUCAGCCAUGGUCUGCGGCUCCGAUGGCCACACCUAUACAUCCAAGUGCAAGAUGGAGUUCCAUGCUUGUUCUACUGGCAAAAGCCUCACCACCCUCUGCGACGGGCCCUGUCCGUGUCUCCCAGAGCCCGAGCCCCCGAAGCACAAGGCAGAAAAGAAUGCCUGCACGGACAAGGAGCUGAGGAACCUGGCUUCCCGGCUGAAAGACUGGUUUGGAGCCCUUCACGAGGAUGCAAACAGGGUCAUCAAGCCCACCAGCUCUGACACAGCCCAAGGCAGGUUUGACACCAGCAUCCUGCCCAUCUGCAAGGACUCCCUGGGCUGGAUGUUCAACAAGCUGGACAUGAACUAUGACCUCCUGCUUGACCACUCGGAGAUCAACGCCAUCUACCUGGAUAAGUACGAGCCCUGUAUCAAGCCUCUCUUCAACUCCUGCGACUCCUUCAAGGAUGGCAAGCUCUCGAACAACGAGUGGUGCUACUGCUUCCAGAAGCCCGGAGGUAAGGGAGCGGGGAGGUGGGGUCCAGGGCGGCCAUUGCAGGGCAGGACCACAUGCCACAUAUUGGGAAGGCAGAUGGAGAUCAGCAGGCAGAAGGACACAGCUAGAAAAUAAAGCAUUCAUCCCAUUUAGUGGCAGGCCCAAUGGC